AUGUCGUCUUCAACAUCAGACCCGUCAUCUCCAGCAUGGAAAGCCAUCGCGGCACGCAAACAAGCCUCUCGGUGGUCCCGGAUCCCAUCGCAAUGGCACAUCCCCUCCUCCAUCCUCCCGCAUGACCCUCCAACCCUCUCCCACGGUCCCCAGAACGUUCUGAACACCCCCCGCCAAUUCCUCUCGCACUCCGAGAUCGAAAUCACCGAGUCCUACACCGUCGAGACCCUGCUCUCCGCGCUGGCCACAAAGAAGCUGUCUUCCCAAGAGGUGGUCUCGGCCUUCUGCCACCGCGCCGCCAUCGCGCAGCAACUGACAAACUGCCUGACGGAGCCGUUGUUCGAGUCUGCCAUAUCGCGCGCAAAGGAAUUGGAUACAUACCUGAGCCAAAACGGGAGGCCGUUCGGGCCACUUCACGGAUUACCCAUAUCCGUCAAAGACACAUUCAACAUCAAGGGCGUGGACACGAGCAUCGGCCUCGCUUCGCUAUGCGAGAAACCCGCGUCCCAGAACGCGCCCUUGGUCAAUUUGUUACUCUCACUAGGCUGCGUGAUCAUUGCCAAAACAAACAUCCCACAGACGCUCGCCUCGCUCGACAGCGUCAACAACGUCUUCGGUCGGACCAUGAACCCCAUAAACCGUCUCUGCACGGCGGGCGGCUCCAGCGGCGGCGAAGGCGUGCUGGUUGCCAUGAAGGGGAGUAUCAUUGGGAUUGGGACUGACAUCGGUGGCAGUAUCCGUGUCCCUGCAAUGUGUAAUGGAUUGUACGGGUUUAAGCCGUCAAACAACCGGAUCCCUUACGGUGGGCAGGCACUCACGGGAAGGGAAGGAAUGAGUCGCACGAGCGUCCAGGCCGUGGCGGGACCGAUCGCGCGAUCUGUGAGGGACAUUGACGUCUUCAUGGCCGAGGUGAUUCCCCGAGCGACGCUAUGGGGGGAGGAUUGCAUGCCUUGUCCAUGGCCCUCGCCCUCGCCCUCCCUUUCUACCAGUGGUCCUCCUCCUCCUCCAGAGAUAAAAGGAAGCGGCCCGAACGGCGAACUAGUAAUCGGCAUUCUGCGGAGCGACGGAAACUGCACGCUCCUGCCACCCAUCACGUCCAUCCUCAACGAAGUCUCUGUCGCCUUGUCGAGCAGCACCAGCACCACCACAGGUACGAGAAUCCAGGUCAAAGAACUGCUGACCCCGCCGGCAUGGACGCGCUCACAGUCGGUCAUGUCGAAGCUGAUGGGCGUGGACGGCGGGGUGGUCAUGGACGCGAUGAUCAAGGCGACGGGCGAACCGCUCGUGCCGUGGAUGGGGACGCGGUUCCGGUCCGCGGGGAAAGCCCAGCCCCUGGAGCGCGUGGCCGAGUUGCAGGCCCAGCGCGCCCGGCUCGAGCGCGAGAUGCUGGACCUGUGGAGCGAAGUGGUGGACCACCAGACUGGCCAGCGGAGACAGUGUCUGGACGCCAUCGUCUGCCCCGUCGCGCCGCACCCGGUGCCCCCCAUCGAAGGCUACAACGCCGUCGGCAUGACUUCUUCCUGGGUCAUGUUCGACUACCCCGCCGGUACCGUGCCCAUCCGUCCCGUUGUCGAGGCCGAUCUGGAGCUUGGCAGGCCGUUGGCUGCUGGCAAUGUGCUCGGUAGCUGGGACCAAAAGUGCCGCGAGCUGUGGGAUGAGAAUGUCACAGAUCGCAGGGUGUAUCUCGACACGCCGCUCAGCGUCCAGGUCGUCGUGCAGAGGGGCAGGGAUGACUGGCUGUGCAAGGUCAUGGGCGUUGUUGACGAGGUCAUGAAGUCUCAAUCUGCUUCUUCGAAUAUCAAGGCGAGGUUGUGA
Fonsecaea multimorphosa CBS 102226 is the source of this 1815-nucleotide messenger RNA. RefSeq lists its product as uncharacterized. The record is from RefSeq and is a predicted model, not a curated record. Lineage: Eukaryota; Fungi; Ascomycota; Eurotiomycetes; Chaetothyriales; Herpotrichiellaceae. The coding region runs from base 1 to 1815 and encodes 604 amino acids. The transcript has a single exon.